Ambispora leptoticha is the source of this 1568-nucleotide messenger RNA. The record is from the annotation of a GenBank genome assembly. NCBI's taxonomy places the organism in Eukaryota, Fungi, Glomeromycota, Glomeromycetes, Archaeosporales, Ambisporaceae.
GUCAAGUCGUUAGAGAGUUGUGCGGAGAAAUGGAAAAUGUGGAAAUUGAAUGCCAGACUUCCUCACUUGGUGGGCUGACUCGGAAUUUUCUGGAAGAAUUUUAUCGUUCGGCACGAGGUAUGGAUCCAUUAACAGGCCCUGCUCCCAAACGCCGUGUCACAAAGAAGGACAAAGAGAGCGGAAUUGUAGAAGGGACGCCGCUGCCUUCAAUAUCUAUUGUGUUUCCUACAGAAUCAACCAUCAGAGAAUCAACAUACGGUCCUGCGGGGGCAUCAACGAUAUGCUUUUCACGAAAGCAUUACAAUAGAGACACAUUUCCAAAGAGUUUACUAAGAGAUUGUAUAUCUGAAAGAAGUGGGACGUUGAUGCACACAAAGUUUAUACUUGCCAGAAAAAUUCAAAAAGACGAUGAAGAUCAAAGCGCCGCAGUUAAAAAUGAAGGAGAUGGUGAAGGAGUUGCAAGUGAUAAAGUUGGAUGGUUUUAUUGCGGAAGUCAUAAUUUCACCGAAGCAGCAUGGGGAAAGAUAACAAAUUCACGAACUAACGGACAACAACAAUUAAGAAUAAGUAAUUGGGAAUUGGGUGUCGUGUUUCCAUUGUUCAAGAACUACAAUACAUUAGUGGAGUUCAACAAGUCCGGACGAUAUAAUUUGGACGAUUGGUUCGUUCAACAUGGAGUUCCUGUUCCUUAUCAACGCCCCCUUAGAAAAUAUUCAGUAACCGAUGUUCCUUGGUUUUGCACAAUGUCUCAAGCAGUUGGCAGAACAGCACUUGCCUACGCGCGAGCGUGGCAUUUAGUAGACGCGCGAGACCGAAUACUCGGAAGACUGUCGACAAAUAUUGCAGUUACUUUAAUGGGGAAGCAUAAACCAAUCUUUGAUCCUGCUUCCGAUUGUGGAGACUACGUAGUCGUGAUAAACGCCAAAGAAAUAAAAGUGACAGGACGCAAAGCUGAACAAAAAUUGUAUCGACAUCAUACCGGGUACCCGGGUGGUCUUAAAGAGAUUCCUUAUAAACGAAUGAUGGAGACUAAACCGACAGAGAUCAUUCAAAAAGCCGUCUCUGGAAUGCUACCAAAGAACAGAUUACGCAAUGUUCGACUAGGUCGAUUGUUUAUCUUCCCAGACGAUCAACAUCCUUACGAAGGAAAUAUCAUCAAGUUUUAUGACGAAGCGUUGACGCAUAGUUUAUUUAAUGCGUCUAAAUUUCAGGAUGCUAAGAAUAAUAUAACAGAUAAUAAUGACAACCCUAGCAAGGAUGACAAUAUUAACAGGAAUAAGAAUGAUAUUAUUAACGGUAAGGGUAAUAUUACUAACAGUAAGAAUAAUAUAAUCAGUAAGAAGAAUAAUAUAAUUAGCGGUAAAAAUAGUGUGAAUAAGAGAAAUUAUGGUAGUAAAAGUAAUAGUAAUCAUGAUUAUCAAGAUAAUUACAACCAUCAGGAUGAUUAUGACUAUCAAGGCGACCAACACCGCUAUCAGGAUAAGAAGAAUUAUCUUAAAAAAGAGCAAAGAGGAGGGGGAGGGUUUGAAGACGAUUUCUCAUCAAAAGGUCAAAAAGCCAAAAGAUAG